UGGUGAGAUAACACCUGGUGACCUGUUUUUGUUGCUUUUUGUGUAACCUCGGAGGCGGAGAUCACUUUCUGCAUGUAAGACGGCUAACUAUUUAGAGCUAUUAUUGCUCAGUCUGAGUGGCCUUUCCAAAUGCACUGCAUCGGGAUCUAUAGUCUUCCAGUUUUCGGUGUUCAGCUCUUCAUACAUAUCCUUUUCUUCUCAAACCUCGAUCUUCUGCUCCUCUUUUUCUGCUCUCUUAUCAAAUCCUUCUGAUCCCUCUUUAAUGAGCUCCCUCUUACAGAGUAACGAACCUUCAACGUGUGCAUAUGGCGGAAGUGGUUGGUCUGAUUGCAAGCGUCGCCACUUUGGUCGAGUCAGCAGCCAAGCUGGUAAAACUGAUCAACAGAUUGACUGACGCGCCGGACGAACUCCUUGCGCUUUCCAACGAGGCAAACGAUCUCCGCCUUCUCCUGGCCGAAAUCGAAAAGGCAACAGCAGAUCAGCCGGAACUGCAACUCAGCCUCGCCGGCAGCCUUCAGAACGCAGACGACAAAAUCAAAGCUUUACACUCGUUCUUGCAACAAAUCGACAUCUCUAAAAUCAGAGCCAAAGAUCGCUUGAGAUGGGUUCGAAAUCGAAGCAAGGUUUGCGCGUUGCAAUCCGGAUUUCGCGAGGCACGACUUCAACUGAGUGCUUUACUCGCUACAAACACUUCUUCUAAGGUACAUCGGACGGGAUUAGUUCUUCAGCAGAUUGAUCUCACUACUUUGGCGUCAGCUCUUGAGCUGGGAAAGAUCACAAAUCUCAUUCUUUACCAGAAUCGUCUACUCGAACAGAUACAACAGGGACCGGUGCAGCUACAGAGCCAGGCUGCGGUACCCGUUGCCGGAAAUACUCGAAAUAUACACUCUAAGUCGAGUUAUGCUGCUGUAUCCGUCCGCAGAUCCUCUGGACGCCGUUACCCUCGCGAUUGUCAAUGUACAUGCCACGUUCGGCUGAAAACGCAAUCACUGACAACUCGCUUCUUUGGGUCCCUCUUUCUCGGGUACUGUGGCUCCCCAUCUUCUACUCAAGUCUGUUCGGAAAAAACAUGCAACCGGAAAUGCAAGAACCAACCCCUUCAACUAGCUCUCACAUACUACUUUCCCAAUUGGAUGUUUUAUAAGGCCAUCUUCUUUGCUUUCACUUGGAGCCCGCUCUCGGACCCUUCACUGUUCUUGAGUAUACGGAACGUUGUUCCAGGUAACUCCCCUUGGAUAGUCGCUGCUAAAACCGGUAAUGUCGACAGUUUCAAACUGCUUCUCGAAACAAGACAGGCGAAUCUCAAUGAUGUCAGCUCUUGGGACGGGUUUACCGCACUUUAUAAUGCAAUGACAAGCAAUCAAUGGGAUGCAUGCGAAUUUCUUAUCCAACUCGGAGCCAACACUAAUAAUAGUGAUGAAUACGGGGCAACUCUCGUUGACUGGGGGUGGCUGGAAAUCCUCACUCGGGGACUGCAAGACAAAGACAGCAUGCGUAUCCGGGAGUUACUUAGAACGGACAUCACGUUCUUGGAUGACCAAUGGCAGCUACCCCGUCUUCACAAAAUUGUCACUGGGGUCCUUGAGUGCGACCUUUCUCAGGAACUUCCGCACCAUAUUUCUGAGAUAAAUGCUACAGAUUCUAGGGGCAGAACAGCGUUAUGGUGGGCCGCAAGGUCAGGCAACUUCGAAGCAAUGCGCCUAUUGCUCGAACACGGAGCAGAUGCCACUAUCAUUGGCCGAUAUCACGGCUAUACACCUCUUCAAAAUGCAGCUGGGAGCGACUCAGAAACGGCCUUAAAAGCGUAUCAGAAAAACUCACGAUCUUUUUUGGACGUUCCAGAUCAGAAUGGUCGGACACCGCUUGUAUUCGCAGUUCAAAGAAAUAACCUCGACUGUGUAGACCUUCUCCUAAGUUUCGGUGCUGAUUAUACAGUACGAGACAAGAAAGGCAGAACUAUACUACACCAUGCUGCUGAGAAGGGAGAUGCGUCGCUACUGGACAACCUUGCGGCUCAUGGCCUCUCAGGAAUCGAUACCGAGGCUCGAAACAAGCAGGGAGAUACCGCUCUUGACUACUACAACAGUUUGGCGGAGGCAUUGGAAUUCGACCAAGACAAAACCGACGCGUUCUAUCGCCUAUGGGAAAAGGUCACGUCAACAUCGAGCGACGAUGCCGAAGCCCCCAUCAUCGAACUCUCUGACGAUACAGACGACACGGACUCAGUAGAAGGCAGCGGCUCAACAAUCAACGAAGAGAGCGGCUCCGGGUCAGAUGAAGAAGACGAAUUCGUGGAUGCCCAGAGCUUCUGA
Messenger RNA from Aplosporella prunicola CBS 121167, 2312 nucleotides. RefSeq lists its product as uncharacterized. The transcript is spliced from 5 exons. Lineage: Eukaryota; Fungi; Ascomycota; Dothideomycetes; Botryosphaeriales; Aplosporellaceae. The record is from RefSeq and is a predicted model, not a curated record. Gene Ontology annotation, molecular function: protein binding. The coding region runs from base 306 to 2312 and encodes 668 amino acids.